AUGGUAAGCCUUUUCCGAAAGCUUUUUCUUUUAGGAGACUCCCAAAUUCCACUUCCAACCCACAUCAAUAUCGCUGUUACUGUCUCAUCAUUUACACUCCACAAACACGGUUCCGACGACGAAUUCCACAUCACCCUUGAGGCAACUCUUCCUCAAACCCCGAAUACGCCCGACAAACUGCUUACCAUCCUUGUAUUUGGCACGCUCCUAGACCCUAGCGGCAUAGCCCUUUAUGAAAACGGCUUUGACUUUAUCAAUGUUGACACAGGCGCUCCCGCGAAGCGUCCAAACCUGACCAAACAUUAUAGCUUUGGUGGGAUAUCUGAUAUCCCUAUUGAACCCCAGUUUGAGCGAUAUUUCGUCACCCUUCAGCCUGGUGUGCCUCACCAAGUGAUGUUUACCUUAAGGCCCUGUCCCAGGAACCAGCCACACAGUAAAGAAAAUCCUGAACGGCUUAGAGCUGCGUGUGGGGAGCUAGUUAUAACUAAUGAGAAUGAGGCCAUAGUUGCAGCGGGCUUUUCUCAUGUCACACAUUUGGAAGUGGGAUCGACGUAUCGUGUUGAGUUCGGGAAUAAGCUGAAUCUGAUAUCCUGGUAUCGAUAUGGGCCAAAGGAGCGGGUUCUGGAGGGACAGGGUGCUGGAGGUGGUCUCGCGAAACAACGGCGAGAGCUAGUAGGGGACAGUGGGAUGCAGCCAAUCCCCCUCGUGAUGCAGGGAUCCGCUAGCUUCACUGUGGAAGAACAGAUAACUAAACGUUCAUUGCCGCGACUCGUCAACUUUGACAAUAACAACGCCGAUGACCGAAAAAGGAACCUCAAGAUUCGACAAGCCUUCCGUGACAGUCUUCAGCUGAUGGACUACGUUAUCAAUGGUCUUAACGACGGCAAAGCACUGGGCAGUGACCCUGCAAGAGGUGCAGAUGAACUGGGAGAACUCUACAUCACAAAUAUUGAUGUGAACAAUGAAUGUGGGGAUGAUCCUACCUUGUUAGCAUAUACUGGUAAAGAUGAUAAGGGCAACCAGCUCAUCCAUCUAUGUGACCGCCUUUAUAACAAGCCACUCAUCAAAGAUGUUAAAUGCGAGGAGCUAGGGGAUACUGUUGGUGCUACCAUGGCUGUGAUGGGUGCAACUCUGUUGCAUGAAUUCUUGUGA
Molecule: messenger RNA, 1152 nt
Organism: Aspergillus alliaceus
Lineage: Eukaryota; Fungi; Ascomycota; Eurotiomycetes; Eurotiales; Aspergillaceae
Exons: 3
Coding region: 1-1152 (383 amino acids)
Source: RefSeq, a predicted model, not a curated record